This is a messenger RNA of Emiliania huxleyi CCMP1516, 363 nucleotides long. RefSeq lists its product as hypothetical. The transcript is spliced from 2 exons. NCBI's taxonomy places the organism in Eukaryota, Haptophyta, Isochrysidales, Noelaerhabdaceae. The record is from RefSeq and is a predicted model, not a curated record. The coding region runs from base 1 to 363 and encodes 120 amino acids.
AUGUCCGUCGCGGCGCGCGAGGGGGUGCUCAACUCCUUCAAGGACGACUUUGGCACGAGGGUGAUCCUCAUCUCCCUCAAGGCGGGCGGCGUCGCCCUCAACCUGACCGUCGCCUCCCACAUCUACCUCAUGGACCCGUGGUGGAACCCGGCCGCCGAGUACCAAGCCAUCGACCGCGCCCACCGGCUCGGCCAACACAAGCCCAUCCGCGCGGUUCGGUUUGUCGUGCGCAACACCGUGGAGGAGCGCAUCCUUCGCCUGCAGGACAAGAAGCGGCUCGUCUUCGAGGGCACCGUCGGCGGAGACAUCGGCUCGCUCUCGCAGCUCUCGGAGGAUGACUUGCGCUUCCUGUUCCAAAACUGA